Molecule: messenger RNA, 1158 nt
Organism: Perkinsus marinus ATCC 50983
Lineage: Eukaryota; Perkinsozoa; Perkinsida; Perkinsidae
Exons: 12
Coding region: 1-1158 (385 amino acids)
Source: RefSeq, a predicted model, not a curated record
AUGAGCCGGCGCUCUGAUGAUCAACAGGCUUCAGACCCUCGGGGCUUCAAUCACGGAGAGGAGGACUAUGCUGCGGCCUCUAGUGCAGACAGCCCUCGGGGAAUCAAACGAAUCCGCCAUAAGACGCCACCACGAGGCACCAUACGCCCCCCUGAAAACAAGAAGCGGAAAAUAUCGUGUUCUACCACGUCGAGCGAUAACUGUCACACUGUCGCUGAAGCUCGCGAGGAAGGGCCUUCUCUAAGUGACCUCACUGAGGAGCUCUGCGGCCCUGCAUACAAGGACUAUUGCAAAUGUGAUGAUCCGCAGGAUCCGGUCUCCUUGCAACGAAUUUGGAUAGAGCAUGAGGACGGAACUCGGAGGGCCAGCGAUGACAUAGAUUUCCUGUUCUCGUAUUGGGAGGAUGACAAGUUCGUGCGGGGUUUCUCCAUCACGACGCUGCAGUUCAUGCUACGGCAACCUCGUCCGAUUCUGCAUCCAGUGAGUCGGCAGGUUAUACAGGAUGGUGUACUGGAGCGUGCCGAGAGGAUGGUCAAGUUACUCGAGGCUAGUGGUGCCAUAGAACCUAUCACGGUGAGGGACCUGGCGACUCUACCCCAGAAGGAGCUCACCAGGCGGGAUAUGCAGCACUUGAGCUUAGAGGUGUGGCAGUUGCUUGGAAGGCAGUCAGUGUAUGUGGAGGAGGAUACGUUGGUCGACAUGGAUCGAACGCAGAUUUUGAUGUUAAAUUCGGAACUGCGAUCAAUGUUCACUGAGAACUUCACUGAGGACCAGCGGCGGCAGUUUUUCCCGCCGGACGGUAGGCCGUUUAUGAAGAUCCAUGAGGCGCUUAUGGGAGGAGGCGAGGACAUACCGACGAGCUUGAGGACGCUGAGUGCCGUGCAGGGGAUCCUCAAGGACCUGCGGACUAUACUCACGAAUGCUCCUGAUAAUAUGAAGUUUAUGGUUACAUAUGUCAUAGUUGGGGCAUUGGCUGUGGUCAGCGGUCCCAUACGAUCUAGGUACAUGACUGGCCUCAGCCACUCCUUUGAAAUAUCUCCAGCAGAUGUGCAUUAUGAUGAUGACGAGUACUCAUCUUCUGAUAGUGAUGAAGGUGAUUAUGUCGGCCACGAGGAUGAGGAUGAUUCUGAGAGGGACGACUUGGACGACGAGUUCUGA